AUGGCCGGAAAUCACACACAGAUUGAAUUCAUCCUGUUGGGAAUCACAGACAGACCAUGUGCACAAACUCCUCUUUUUGUCUUGUUUCUGUUGAUUUACAUUGUCACUCUGGUGGGAAACGUUGGCAUUAUCUCAUUGGUUCGGGUGUCUCCCAUCCUCCACACCCCCAUGUACUUCUUCCUCACCCAUUUUGCCUUCACUGACAUCUGCUAUUCCACAGUCAUCUCCCCCAGGAUGCUGGCAGACCUCUUAUCAGAGGACAAAACCAUUUCUUUCACUGCCUGCAUGAUGCAGUUCUUCACCUUUGUUUUCUUUGGCAGUGCCGAGUGUCACCUGCUGGCCAUGAUGGCCUACGACCGGCACGUUGCCAUCUGCCAGCCCCUGCUCUAUGUGACCAUCAUCUCCAGCCGUGUCUGCUGGCAGCUGGUAGCAUCAUCCUACCUAUUUGCCUUCCUCAGUGCCAUUAUCUGCACAUUGUACACAUUUGGAGGUUCCUUCUGUGGUUCCAACCACAUCAACCAUUUCUUUUGUGAUGUUGUCCCUGUGCUAAAACUUGUGUGCCCUGAUAACCACAGCAGUGAGAUGCUCAUCUUUGCCUUUCUUACCAUCAAUGUGGUGGGCACAAGCGUGGUCAUUUUUCUCUCCUACAUCUCUAUCAUUCGCACAGUGCUGAGGAUGUGCUCAGCAGAGAGCAGGGCCAGAGCCUUCCACACGUGUGGCUCUCAUUUGAUGGCUCUUUCCUUGUUCUUUGGAACAGCAUUCUUCAUGUACCUACAACCUCCAUCUAGACACAGGAGUCUGGAUAAGGUGGCUUCCAUCAUCUACACCGUGGUCACCCCCAUGCUCAACCCAUUCAUCUACAGCCUGAGGAACAAGGAGGUGAAGGGGGCUCUGGUCAAGAUCAGGAGGAGGUUCUUAAACCACUGGCAACACGGAAAGGUUGUAUCAUCCAGGACAUGA
Messenger RNA from Melopsittacus undulatus (budgerigar), 960 nucleotides. RefSeq names its product olfactory receptor 1044-like. NCBI's taxonomy places the organism in Eukaryota, Metazoa, Chordata, Aves, Psittaciformes, Psittaculidae. The transcript has a single exon. Gene Ontology annotation, molecular function: olfactory receptor activity; odorant binding; G protein-coupled receptor activity. The record is from RefSeq and is a predicted model, not a curated record. Gene Ontology annotation, cellular component: membrane. Bases 1 to 960 code for a protein of 319 amino acids. Gene Ontology annotation, biological process: sensory perception of smell; G protein-coupled receptor signaling pathway.